UGCUGGGCCGAGGGCUCCACUAAGCUGAGAUUCAACGUUGAACUCUGCGAGGUAGAGUCCUGUGGAAGAACUAGGCUGACAGCGAUGUGGGUCAGGACGACACUAACGAUUAAAAGAUGGACUGAGGAAAAGAGUGGCUGCAAAACUGACGUUUGGGACGAGAGAGAGAGCACCGGUGACUGCGAGGACACUGACAGGUGCUGCUGGAAACACCAGCAGUGUGUCAUCCACCCCUACUCGGAAUGUGGCCAUCACAAGCAGCACAUGCACACCGUCAGACACUGCAACUGUGAAUCUAGGCUGAAGUACUGCUCAGAGAAGACAAAUAGUAGCAGCUCCCGAGAUGUAGGCCCGACCUGCUCCAGAGAUGGGGGCUCAACCUGCUACAACAUCAUCCAUACCCCUUGCUUUGAACUCAUCCCAGAGGAAGAGUGUGUGGAGCGGAUCUGGUACCGCUGGUGCAAACGCUACAGACCCCUCUCUGUGGCAGUAAUCCACCAUCCCCAUUCCAUCCAUCACACAUGUAUGGCAGAUGACCCAAAUGAGGAGGAGGAGGAAGAGGCCCAGUCUCCCAGCCCGACUCACUUGUGUCCCACUGACAUACCUACUGACCCAGACAUCAGGCCUGUCACCAGUGCUUCCGAUUCAGCAGCGCCUAUCACCAUCUGGCGUUCUGAGAGCACCACAGACAAGAGUCAGGAGGGCAAGGUCAUCAAGAAAAUGAAGAAAAAGGAGAAAGAGAAAGACAAGGAGGAGGAGAUGGUGGAUGAAAAGGCAAAACCGAAGAAAAAUGUCAAGAAGGGCAAGUUAACUAAGAAGAAAAGCCCAGUGAAAUCAGAGUCUUCCCCUCCAGAACUAGUCAGGACGUCAGAGUCUAGCCCAGAAAGCCGAGAAGAGCCGGAGAGUGAGGACAGCUAUGAACGGAAUAAACAGGGGCGCUCCAGUGAAGACAUUGUGGAAUCAUCAUCGCCCAAGAAGAAAGAGAAGAGCACUGCCCAAACCAAAAAGAAUGGGACAAAGACCUUACAAAACAAGAAGACGAGCAAGAGAAAAUCUCCCCCAGUGUCCAACCCCAAUCUCAGUUGAGGCCAGGGCAACCAGAGUGAAUAAAUCAAGCCUGUAACUGACCCCUACUGCUAUUCUCUCCCUCCAACAGGGCCUCUUCUGGGGGGAGGUGGCUGGCUCUGGGCCAGAGG
Messenger RNA from Microtus oregoni (creeping vole), 1196 nucleotides. It is a transcript of the gene Proca1, whose product is annotated as protein interacting with cyclin A1. Bases 85 to 1086 code for a protein of 333 amino acids. NCBI's taxonomy places the organism in Eukaryota, Metazoa, Chordata, Mammalia, Rodentia, Cricetidae. Gene Ontology annotation, biological process: phospholipid metabolic process; arachidonate secretion. Gene Ontology annotation, molecular function: A2-type glycerophospholipase activity. The transcript is spliced from 4 exons. The record is from RefSeq and is a predicted model, not a curated record.